Molecule: messenger RNA, 582 nt
Organism: Mangifera indica (mango)
Lineage: Eukaryota; Viridiplantae; Streptophyta; Magnoliopsida; Sapindales; Anacardiaceae
Exons: 2
Coding region: 57-386 (109 amino acids)
Biological process (GO): translation
Cellular component (GO): ribosome
Molecular function (GO): structural constituent of ribosome
Source: RefSeq, a predicted model, not a curated record
CAUUUCCCAAAUAAAAUGUCGAGAACCCUAGUGUGCAAACUAGAAGGCAUUUAGAGAUGAACUUCAUAUCACGGCAAGUGGGCAGUCUAUUGACUCGCCCGAGUCAGAUUAUAAACUCAGUGCUUUGUCAGAAUCAUCAAGUUCAACAAUGGAGGGGCAUUCGAGUGAAAGUGCGUUUCGGUAACUUGGAGCAAGCCUUGACGUUGAUGCAGCGUAAGAUGCAAUCGAGCGGAAUGGAACGGCUAAUAAAGCGACGGCAGACUCACCACAUCAAGAACUCGGAGAAGCGAGUGUUGGCACGCAAGAAUCUCGAGCGUAAGAUUCGUUCUCAGGACCUGGCGCGCAAGCUCAAAGCUAUCCUGGUGAAGAAAGUCAGGGGUCUAUGAGAAGAACUCUUGAAUUAAUUCAUUGAUGAACAGGUGUUUUAUAAGGUGCUGUUAGUUGCAGUCGUUUUCCAUAUCUUAUUCGUCCAAGGUUAUGCAGAUCCAUCGACUUGGCAACUUUCAUUGCCUCUGUAUUCAUUAUAAAUACUCAAUUGAGUUACUUUCUUUUACAUUUGAAUGAAUUAAUUUCUUUUUGAGA